Molecule: messenger RNA, 2702 nt
Organism: Myotis daubentonii (Daubenton's bat)
Lineage: Eukaryota; Metazoa; Chordata; Mammalia; Chiroptera; Vespertilionidae
Gene: HAUS5
Product: HAUS augmin like complex subunit 5
Biological process (GO): centrosome cycle; spindle assembly
Cellular component (GO): HAUS complex; centrosome
Source: RefSeq, a predicted model, not a curated record
GACGUCAGAGCGGCGCCGCCGGAGAGGCGCGGGCGGCGGCGGAGGCGCCGUCAUGGAGUUAGUGCGGGAAGCGCGGGAACUGGUUUGCUGGGCUACGGAAGAGAUGGAGGCGCCCGAGGCUGCCCGGGCCCCGGAGUCGACGCUGCGCAGGCUGUGUCUGGGCCAGGGGGCCGACAUCUGGGCCUACGUCUUACAGCAUGUGCGCAGCCAGAGGACUGUCACGAGGAUCCGGGGAAACCUACUCUGGUAUGGCCACAAAUACAGUUCAGAGGCCUGUCGGAAGUCGGAGCUGGAAGCUGCCGUUGCCCACCUUCGGGCAGAGAUCCAGGAGUUAGACCAGAGCUUGGAGCUGAUGGAUCAAGAGACCGAGGCUCAGGACAUGGCCAUGGAGCAGGUAUUGCAGAGCAUGCAAGACACCCAGCGGCAUGCUCUCCUCCUUCGGGGCCAAGCUGGGGCCAUGAGAAGGCAGCAACGUGGACUCCAACAUCCCAUGCAGUGGCUACAGAAUCAGCUCGGGCGCCUGCAGGACAUAGAAAGGAAGGCUAAAAUGGAUAUAACCUUUGGCCCCUUGACAUCGGCAGCCCUAGGCCUGGAGCCUGUGGUCCUGGGUGAUGUCCGAAGAGCCUGCACCCUCCGAACCCAGUUUCUACAGAACCUUCUGAUUCCUCAGGCCAAAGGAGGCAGCAUUCCAACCCCUCAAGAUGACCACUUUGGAACUUCCUACCAGCAAUGGCUUAGCUCAGUGGAGACACUGCUGACAAACCACCCUCCCAGCCACGUCUUGGCUGCCUUGGAACACCUGGCUACAGAACGGGAAGCAGAGAUUCUGUCCCUGUGCAGUCAGGACAGACUCCAAGAUACGAAGAUGGCCAGGUCCCAGGUCCCAGAUCAGUCAGACUCCAGCCAGGCCCUGCCGUCCGUGAUGCAUCUCAUCCAGGAAGGCUGGCAAACUGUGAGUGUGCUGGUCACCCAGAGGGGCCCCCUCCUGAAGGAGCAUCACAUCCUGACCCAGCGCCUCCAGAGCCUGUUGGAGGAGGUGGAGAGGUGUGCCCUGGGAGCCAAUGAGAGGCAGGCAUUGGUGCUGGGACUCCGGGGUUAUGGCCUGUGGGCAGAGCUCAAGGCCCUGUGUGCCCAUAGCCAGGAGCUGGAGGAGGCAGUUGGACGGCAACAGCUUCUGCUGCAGGAGCUACAGGCCAAACAGCAACGGAUCCUGCACUGGCGCCAGCUGGUGGGGGAGACACAGGAACAGGUCCGAUUACUCAUCAAGAGCAACUCAGCCAGCAAGACACACCUGAGUCGGAGCCCUGGGGAGGUGCUUGCUCUGAUCCAGCGAAAGGUGGUCCCCACAUCUGAGGCAGUGGCCCCACAGAGCCGGGAACUGCUUCGCUGUCUGGAGGAGGCAGCCCAACAUCUGCCCCACCUUCUGCUGGGCACCCUGCUGCGGCACAGCCCUGGAGGAUUGCAUCCCCUGCCUACAGUCCUGCCAUCCAUCCACCAGCUACAUCCUGCGUCCUCAAGGGGCUCCAGCCUUAUAGUGCUUAGCCACAUUCUGGGGCUACCCACGGGGAAGGCUCCAGAGCUGCUCCUCCCAAAGGCUGCCUCGCUUCGCCAGGACCUUCUGUUCUUCCAGGACCAAUGUAGUCUCCGGUGCUGGGAUCUGCUCCAUAUGAAGAACAGCCUACCGCCAGGACCAUCCACCCAGGGCACCAGGGAACUAGAGGACUCACUGCUACCUCCUGGGCUUCUAACCUGCAGAGUUGCUGCAGAUCCAUGCAUCCCAGGAAAAGGAGCAGAAAGAGAAUCUGGGGCAGGCUCUGAAGCAGCUGGAGAACCUGCUGGAACAAGCCCUGGAGCGAAUCCCCAAGCUGCAGGGGAUUGUGGGGGACUGGUGGGAUCAGCCAGGCCAAGUCACCCUCUCGGGGGAGCUCUGCCAAGGCCUGUCCCUGCCCCAGUGGCGGUUACGCUGGGCCCAGGCCCAAGGCAUCCUGCAGCAGCUGUGCAGAUGAAGAGGACACAAACAGGAGUCAAGAGCCUCAUGUUUGUUCACCCCAACAUCUCACCUUCCUCAGUAUUAAAGAAAGCAUCACCUGGGUGUGUCGCCCAUUGUCUCCACCCACACCUGCCCUUCCCCUCAUAGGCUGUUCUGCUGCAUCCCACCAACGCCAAGAGAAUGGGGUGCUCUAGACCCCACCCCAGGUCCCACUGAAACUCUUCUCUUCACCUUCAGCAAAGCAUAAUUGAGCACCUGCUCUAAACACUAAAAGUCCCUGCUUUCAGGAAAUUGACAUUCUAGGAUAAGGAAGCUGACCACUGAUAAGAUAAGUAAGCCAGAUAUCUAGUAUGUUGGAAGAUAAUGGCCAUGGAGAAAAAUAAAACAAGCUGUAGGAAGUGAAAUUUUAAAGAGAGGGCUACACAGCAAAGGUCACCCUCAGUAAAUGUGAGAGGCAUGCAAAGGCCCUGAGUCCAAAUGUGCUAGUGUGACAGCCAAAGAGAAAGUGCAGUUUAGGGUGGGGUAGGGGGAUUUAAGAGAUGAAAUUGCCUUCUAGUUUUUAUAUAGUUUCUUUUUUUACAUUGAAGUCUCUGAGCCAUUUGGAAUUUAUGCAAAUGGAUCCAUUUUUGUCUUUCUUUAUAUAUAUUCCAAUAGCACUUAUUAAAAUAGGCCCUGGCCCGUGUGGUCAGUGGUUAGAGUGUUGGCCCGUGCA